Molecule: messenger RNA, 750 nt
Organism: Trichomonas vaginalis G3
Lineage: Eukaryota; Parabasalia; Trichomonadida; Trichomonadidae
Product: intracellular auxin transport
Exons: 1
Coding region: 1-750 (249 amino acids)
Biological process (GO): transmembrane transport
Cellular component (GO): membrane
Source: RefSeq, a predicted model, not a curated record
AUGUCCGCUUCUAUUUAUAUUGCAUUAACACCAAUUAUGAUUUACCCUUUUAAGAGUAGAAUAGGCACAUACUUAGCAACAUCAUUUCCAGCCGCAUAUGUCAAUUAUGUCGUAUCUGGAAUUCCAGUUUUCAAUUCCAUAUGGCCAGCCAAAGAAAAUAUGAUGGUGUCAAUGACAACAAUUUCGAACCAUAUUGUUUCGUCGCCAAUUUUCUACAUAUUAGUCGGAAUUUACAAAAUUAUUGAAAAUAAUAAGAAACUAAGAGAAGAAGGAAUGCCUCCGGAAAAAUUUUCAUUCAAAAUACUUGUUAAUUUAGUAAUAUCGAUAUUCAAAAGUCCGAUUCUUAUUAGUGUUUUAUGUGGUAUUGCUUAUUCAGCAACAGGGCUAACAUAUGUUCCUUUUCUAGAUAAAUUAAUGCAAAUUGCAGGAGAUAUGGUCUAUGCAAAUGCACUUUUGUGUGUUGGAAUUUUUUUAGCACAACAUUCAUUAAUCGCCUGCAAUUGGUUACAGUUUAUAUUCUGUAUGUUUUCUAGAUUCAUGAUUGGACCAUUUUUCGCAUUACUUUGGUGCAAAGCUCUGAAAUUAUCAAAUCGACUAUCAAGACAAUGCGUAAUUAUAUGUGCUCAGCCAACAGCUGUUGCGUCAUAUGCUAUUACAUGCAGUAAUAAGCUUGGAGAAGGUGUUGCUUCGACAAUGAUCUUUUGGACUUCAAUUUUGCUUGUCCCAUUUAUGGUUCUUUAUACUAGAUAG